AUGCAUAUCUCAAAUAAAUAAACAUAAGAUUUGUCAAUUUAUCAUGGAUGCGAAGUUCUAAAACCUGAAACCCCUUAGAAAUUUGACCAUAGAUAAAGUACUGUCCCUGAUAAUCCCUGCUAUAACUUUCGAUUUAGAAUUUUCAUUUUUUUCAGUUAUAUUGUGAUAACUCAAAUUGGUGAAAUAUUGGGGACACCAUAGGAUGACAUAAAAGGCAUUUUUGACUUAGGUCAUAACUAAACAGAUAUAAUCAAUUAAUUAUAUCAUUCUCAUACAUGGUACUUAUUCAUUUUAAAUUGUAAUUAGGUUUGCUUCUCUAAUGCAAGUGAUUUCUGGCCUAAUAUUAGACUUUGCAUUUUUCUAUGUUAGUCUCUAUUGGGUGUUUUAUGUUAGAAAUUUUAGGCUUUUUGCUGCUUUAAUCAUAUUCUAUGGAAUCAGGGCUAUUCAUUUGAAUAUUUUUAAACUUCAAUUUGCUCAUAAUUACUAUUGGUAGGAUCCAGGAGUACCAACCUUUGUUGUAAAAUAUGGGAAGUAUUCAGAUUUCUUUUAUUCUGUAAGAAUUUAUUCAUAAUAAUAGGGUCAUGUUGGAUUUCUGGUUAUUUGUGCAUUAGAAAUGAGAAAAUUGGGAAAGAAAUGGAUAGCCUUAUUUUUUUUUAUUUCAUCAUUCUUUUAAGCUUUUAUUGUUAUUUCUUUUAGAAUUCAUUAUACAAUUGAUGUAAAUUUUAUAAAUAUUAUUAUAGGUACCUGCAGGAUAUAUAUAUGCACAUUACUUUUACAAUUUAGUAUGUUAUUGGGAACCCAAAAUUGAUCAUACACUGUAUUGGAUUUCUACAAAAUGCUCAAGUCAUAAAGUUUCACAAUCUGUAACUCAAAUAACAAAAAUACCUGAUUUAGAUACAGAGAAGUAAUGA
Paramecium sonneborni is the source of this 911-nucleotide messenger RNA. NCBI's taxonomy places the organism in Eukaryota, Ciliophora, Oligohymenophorea, Peniculida, Parameciidae. The record is from the annotation of a GenBank genome assembly.